Messenger RNA from Tupaia belangeri chinensis (Chinese tree shrew), 1070 nucleotides. It is a transcript of the gene HABP4, whose product is annotated as hyaluronan binding protein 4. The annotation marks the transcript as partial. Gene Ontology annotation, biological process: positive regulation of translational initiation; positive regulation of RNA splicing. The record is from RefSeq and is a predicted model, not a curated record. NCBI's taxonomy places the organism in Eukaryota, Metazoa, Chordata, Mammalia, Scandentia, Tupaiidae. Gene Ontology annotation, molecular function: RNA binding. The transcript has 8 exons. Gene Ontology annotation, cellular component: cytoplasm; nucleus.
CCCGACAGCCCCGGGGGCGGCCCGCAGCCGCCCGCAGGCCCGAAACGCGCUUCCAGAAGAGGGGAGCUAGCAGGAUGGAAUGAUAGCCGGGGGACAGAGGUGGCACUGGACAGAGCAGAACGGAGGUCCUACAGGGAAUACCGGCCGUACGAGACCGAGAGGCAGGGGGGCGCCGCAGCCGAGAAGUUUACAGAUGACAAGCCAGCUGACAGGUUUGAUCGGGACAGACCGCUGAGAGGACGUGGCGGCCCGAGAGGGGGGAUGCGAGGCAGAGGCAGAGGUGGUCCUGGGAACAGAGCUUUUGACUCUUUCGACCAGAGAGGAAGACGAGAAUUUGACAGAUACGGUGGGAACGAGAGAAUAGCAAUCAGAAAUGAAGACAACACGGGUGGAUGUGGAGGUCGCCCCUGGGGAGCAGGUAAAGAUAGCAGCGAUGGGGAGCAGACUGCACCGAUGGAGGACGCCACCGCGGUGGACGAGUCCCAGGGCACCCUGGAAGAGGAGUCUCCAGCCAAAGUUCCUGAGCUGGAGGUAGAAGAAGAAACACAAGUCCAAGAGAUGACCUUGGAUGAGUGGAAAAAUCUCCAAGAACAGACCAGACCAAAGCCUGAGUUUAACAUCCGGAAACCAGAGUCCACUGUCCCUUCCAAAGCAGUGGUGAUUCACAAGUCAAAAUAUAGAGAUGAUAUGGUAAAGGAUGACUGUGAGGACGAUGCCCAUGUGUUCCGAAAGGCCGCCAAUGACAUCACGUCCCAGCUAGAAAUCAACUUUGGUAACCUCCCUCGUCCCGGGCGCGGAGCCAGAGGUGGCCCUCGGGGAGGCCGGGGGCGGAUCAGACGGGCGGAGCACUACGGGCCCCGAGCAGAAGUGGUGACACAAGACGUUGCUCCCAACCCGGAUGACCCUGAAGACUUUCCCGCUCUGGCUUGAGAGCCGGAUCCCUGGCAGCCUGGAACAGCGUUGGCACGGCCUGGAACGGCAUUGGCACACCUAUGAAGAGACUUUUCUUGCCAUGGGAAGAGAGUCAGACUCUAAGAACAAUAGAUGUUGCUUUUCCCGUGUCGUGUGAA